Molecule: messenger RNA, 734 nt
Organism: Gymnogyps californianus (California condor)
Lineage: Eukaryota; Metazoa; Chordata; Aves; Accipitriformes; Cathartidae
Gene: DYNLT1
Product: dynein light chain Tctex-type 1
Exons: 5
Coding region: 38-379 (113 amino acids)
Biological process (GO): microtubule-based movement
Cellular component (GO): cytoplasm; cytoplasmic dynein complex
Molecular function (GO): dynein intermediate chain binding
Source: RefSeq, a predicted model, not a curated record
GGGUGUCGGUUGCGGCGUGAGGGGCUCCACCGGGACGAUGGACGACUUCCAGUCGGGGGAGGAGACUUCCUUUGUUGUUGAUGAAGUCAGUAGCAUCAUUAAAGAGGCCAUAGAAAGUGCGAUAGGUGGCAAUGCCUACCAGCACAGCAAAGUGAACCAGUGGACAACAAGUGUGGUGGAACAAACGCUAAGCCAACUCACAAAGCUGGGGAAGCCUUUCAAGUAUAUCGUGACCUGUGUGAUUAUGCAAAAGAAUGGUGCUGGGCUACAUACAGCGAGCUCUUGCUUCUGGGACAACUCCAGUGAUGGAACCUGCACUGUGAGAUGGGAGAAUAAGACUAUGUACUGUAUUGUCAGUGCCUUUGGACUUGCAAUAUAAUUGCCUUGAAGUCAUUCAUCCUUCUCUUUUCUACUCCAGCACUUGAUUCCAUCUCUACUCAAACUGUGAAUACGCUGAACAACUUCUGGUUUUAAUGUACUUUUUAAGUAACUUUUUUUCAAACCUAGACAUGUGAAAACAUGCUGUUACAUGGUUUAUGUUUGUACUUAGUAUACUACCAGUGUUGCCAAACUGUCUUAACACUUCAAGAACUUCUCUUCAAGGUGCUAAUACUGAGAUCUGCUGCAGUGUAAACACUUUCUCUAGAUUUCUUUUUUAAGACCAAUAUAAAUGAGACACCGACUUUCACACUUUGUACCCUUGGUUAGCAUUAAAUUAUUGACAUUCAUAACCA